UGUGACGUGACCUCUCGUGUUAACAGAGAAGAGCUCAUAGCUAGAGUCUCCUCUCAGUUCAAUGGGAAACUCAAUAUCCUUGUAAACAAUGUGGGAACAAACGUACAGAAGCAGACCCUGGACUUUACAGCGGAAGAUUUCGCAUUCCUGAUGAAUACGAAUCUUGAAUCUUGUUUCCACUUAAGCCAGCUUGCACAUCCUCUCCUAAAAGCUUCAGAAGCUGCAAGUAUCAUUUUCAUAUCCUCCGUUGCUGGUGUUGUAGCUACAAACUUAGCAUCCAUUGUAUAUAGUGCAUCUAAAGGAGCAAUGAACCAAAUGACAAAAAAUCUAGCAUGUGAAUGGGCAAAUGACAAGAUAAGGAGUAAUUGUAUUGCACCUGGGGUAAUCAGAACUCCUCUGGCGGAAAAGAACUUGAAAGAGGAAACAAUUAUAAAUGCUGUAAUUCCUCAAAUCCCUCUGGGACGGAUUGGAGAGGCAGAGGAAGUGUCUUCGUUGGUGUCAUUUCUGUGCUUGCCUGCAGCCUCUUACAUCACAGGCCAGAUCAUUUGUAUUGAUGGCGGCUUCUCUGUGAACGGCCUCCAUGUAUUCUAGCCCUUAGUUUUCACUUUUUCUGUGUUACGUCAGUUACACUCUCAGUUGCA
Vigna umbellata (rice bean) is the source of this 641-nucleotide messenger RNA. The record is from RefSeq and is a predicted model, not a curated record. Lineage: Eukaryota; Viridiplantae; Streptophyta; Magnoliopsida; Fabales; Fabaceae.